GUAUUAUCUCAUUAUUUCCAAAGGGUAAAUGAAAAAAUGAAUGUGGAUAAAAUAGUUUUUGCAUUAUGUAUUAUAUGUUUUUAUGUUCCAAAUAUCCUUCAAACAUUAUUAAUUUUAGCAAAAUGGCCAGUUAAUUAUUACUUUGUCAAAGCAUGCGUGUUUAUAUUGCUUAUAGCCUUAACAAGAAAUGUAUCCUACUUUAUUGAUAAAAUACCUAAAAACUUUCUGGCUACAUCAACAAGUGUGACUCAAUGUUCAAUCAGAGCUUUUACAAAGAAUGACAUACAUGAAAUAUUUAAGGAGUCGCAAAUAUCAGCGGAAGAAAUGCGUCAAAUACAGGAAACGAUGCAAUCAAAAAUUGAUGAAAUGCAGUCAAAAAUGAACGAAAUGAAAUCAUCAAUGGAUAAAAUAAAAAAUGAUCAACCAAAAGAUGAAAGUGUAUGAAAAAAGCAAUAUUUCACGCCAAAGUUUCUUAUAUUUCGUAUUUGAAUAGUAUUA
Rhizophagus irregularis DAOM 181602=DAOM 197198 is the source of this 498-nucleotide messenger RNA. RefSeq lists its product as uncharacterized. The record is from RefSeq and is a predicted model, not a curated record. Lineage: Eukaryota; Fungi; Glomeromycota; Glomeromycetes; Glomerales; Glomeraceae.